AGUUAGAGGCAUCAACAAAUCAGGGUCUGAAUCAACAAAUCCCACUGUUUAGUCUUCCAUCUAAGAUCCUUUGUCGUGUUUAUAACAUUCAGUUACUGGUAUUAUCAUCUCAGAUGUUUGGUUCCAAAACUUGUUCGUCCUAUCUUUUAUUUUCAAGAAUGUGUUAUAUUUAUUUGCAAUUGUUUUGGUUCGACUAAUAGGCAGAACCAGAAACAGAUGAAGUGUAUGCUCAGAUCACUUUACACCCGGAAGCAGAUAAAACUGAGCCUAGUAGUCCUGAUCCAUGUCAACCUGAUCCUCCAAGGAAAACUGUUCAUUCAUUUUGUAAGAUUUUAACAGCGUCGGACACAAGCACCCAUGGAGGGUUCUCUGUUCUCCGGAAACAUGCCAAUGAAAGCCUGCCUCCAUUGGACAUGACCCAAGCAACACCUACUCAGGAUUUGGUUGCUAAAGAUCUUCAUGGGUACGAAUGGCGAUUUAAACAUAUAUUCAGAGGUCAACCCCGAAGACACUUGCUUACAACAGGAUGGAGUACAUUUGUAACCUCCAAGAGAUUAGUUGCAGGGGACGCCUUUGUGUUUUUGAGGGGGGAUAAUGGGGAAUUGCGUGUUGGGGUUCGACGUCUUACUCGACAACAAAGCCCCAUGCCCCCAUCUGUGAUAUCCAGCCAGAGCAUGCAUCUUGGAGUGCUUGCUACUGCAUCUCAUGCUAUGACGACACAAACCCUAUUUGUUGUGUACUACAAGCCGAGGACAAGCCAAUUUAUUAUUGGAUUGAACAAGUAUCUAGAGUCUGUCAGUCAUGGAUUUUCUGUGGGCAUGCGGUUCAAAAUGAGAUUUGAAGGAGAAGAAUCUCCCGAAAGAAGAUUCACAGGCACUAUAGUUGGGACUGAUGGUAUCUCCUCAGAGUGGUUGGACUCUAAAUGGCGGUCUUUAAAGAUUCAAUGGGAUGAACCAGCAACCAUACAAAGGCCCAAGAGGGUUUCACCAUGGGAGCUGGAGCCUUUUGCAGCUUCCGCUUCUGUAGAGUUAACUCAACCCAUGAUGAAGAUCAAGAGACCCCGUCCUAUUGAUCUUCCACAUACUGAACCUACUGCUAGUUCAGCUGCUUCACCAUUCUGGUGUCCGGGGUCAGCUACAUCCCUUGAAUUUGGCCACUUCAGUACUACUGAAGUCCAAAGCAAAGUAAGCCAAGUUGUCUGGCCUCCAAGGCAGAAAGAACUUGAUAGCAAUAUCCCGAAUAGCAGCAACCUCCGUAGCUCAAGGGGCAAUCCUGAUGGCAUGCGGCCAACUUCUGUGCUUAUGAAUGGUUCGCUAAAUCUGUUUCGAGAGACAGAAGAAAAGAAAAAUGUUUUAACAAGAUCUGUUGUUUCUGAUUAUACAUCUCCUGUCUCAUCAAGGGCAAGCAAUGGCCUGAUGCUCGACCAAGUGGACAAGGGGAGAAAACCUGAUACUUCAACAAGUUGCAGGCUAUUUGGUUUUGAUCUGAGAAAUAACUCUAACCCCGUUUUGCCUCCAGAGAAAGAAGUGGCGUCUCCAAAUGUUGUGCCCGGCAGUGGUAUUGAACAUCCCACACCUGCUACUGUCUCUGAAGCUGAUAGGCAUGAGAAUCCAGACCUUUCAAAGUCCUCAAAAGAAAAGAAACAAGUUCAAUCGGAGGCAUUAACAAAGGUGAUGCAAAGUGAGUUGGGUAGCACUACUUCCACAAGAAGUCGCACUAAGGUGCAAAUGGAAGGGGUUGCUGUUGGUCGUGCUGUUGAUUUGUCUACACUGGACGGGUACAAUGACCUUAUUACUGGGCUGGAGAAAAUGUUUGAGAUUCAAGGAGAGCUUCAUCCACGGAACAAAUGGGAAGUUGCUUACACCGAUGAUAAAGGGGAUAUGAUGCUUGUGGGCAAUGAUCCAUGGCCGGAAUUUUGUAGAAUGGUGAGGAAGAUUUUCAUAUUUUCAACAGAGGCAGUGAAGAAAAUGAUUCUUAGUUGCAAGCUUCCCAUGUCUUCUUUAGAGGGUGAAGGGACAUUAGUAAGCUUAGAUUCAGAGCCAAGAUCUGAAGCAUAAAGUUUUUCACUUUUUGUCUUCUCUUCUUCUUUAGGAGUUGUUGGGAGUACAAAAUAUAUGUUGGGGACGGGUUGCUCAAUAUUUUUUUGGAGCUUGCUCAGAGUUGGCAAAAGUAAGUUUGUCGGACUGGGUUUUAAUGGUAAUGGUAGAGCAUUAUGUGUGAAGUAGGAAAGAAUAUUUGGUGUAAGGUCAGAAUUGGAAUUUGUGAAUACCUUGUUUGGGUUGUGGAGUGUUCUGCUUUAAUUGAUCAGUCUGUAAAUAUGUAUGCAUGUUGAGGUUUGUUUGCUGAGAGCAAAUUAUAGUGUUUGGAUCUUGCGUAUGGAUAAAUGCUUUUAACAUUUUG
Molecule: messenger RNA, 2400 nt
Organism: Ilex paraguariensis (yerba mate)
Lineage: Eukaryota; Viridiplantae; Streptophyta; Magnoliopsida; Aquifoliales; Aquifoliaceae
Source: the annotation of a GenBank genome assembly